CCUUGAGGGGCCUGAGUCACCGGCCGCCGCCCUGGGUCGGCGGGAUGGGGGUGGCGGGUGUCUGGACACCUGGGUUUUCCAAGGCUGCGGGGCAGGAGAGAGUACUUCCCACCCUCAAGGCGACCAUGGCCACCAUCCCAGACUGGAAGCUACAGCUGCUGGCCCGGCGCCGGCAGGAGGAAGCAGCCAUUCGGGGCCGGGAGAAGGCGGAGAGGGAGCGUCUAUCCCAGAUGCCAGCUUGGAAGCGGGGGCUCCUGGAGCGCCGCCGGGCGAAGUUUGGUCUGUCUCCUGGGGAACCCAGCUCUGAAUCUGGGACUACAGAGGCUGGACCUCCAGACCAAGACAAGUCUGCAGUCCUCCUGGAGGCCAUCGGCCCAGUGCACCAGAACCGAUUCAUUCGGCAGGAGCGCCAGCAGCAGCAGCAGCAGCAGCAGCAGCAGCAUCAGCAGCAGCAGCAGCACCGGAGUGAUGAGCUGCUUGCAGAAAGAAGGCCUGGGCCUUUGGAGGCCAGGGAGUGGAGACGGAGCCCUGGAGAGAUGAGGGAUCCAAGCCCCAAGGAAAGAGAUUCUAAGGAAGAGCAGCUCAGUCCCCAAGAAGCCAGAGAGAGGAAGCUGGGGGUAGGGGGAGCUGGAGAAUCAAGUCCCAGACCUUCAGGAGCUCGGGACUGGAGGCAGAGCCCCGGAGAGGAUGGAGACAGGAUCUCCAGGCUGUCAGAGGUGCGGAAAUGGAGGCUGAGUCCCAGAGAAACGCAGGACUGGAGUCUGAGAUUGGCAGAGCCUCAGGAGCAAAGCCCUAAGAGAAAAGAGAUGGUGGAAAGUAGACUGAGCCCAGCAGAUUCUGACGGUCAGCAGCUGGGCCUGACAGAGGCCCAUAAAUGGAGGCCUGACCCCAUAGAGUCUCAGGAACAAAGUUUGAUACAACUGGAGGCAUCAGAAUGGAGGCUGAGCUCAGGAGAAAGAAAAGACAGCUCAGAGGAAUGUGGGAGAAGAGAAGACAGGACAGCUCCAAGGAUGACUCCGGAAGAGAUUACAGGGCUGUCUGAGACCCUGACACGGAGGGCUCCGGACAGCAGCUCUGGAGUACAGGCAGCAGAGCAGGGACCCAGCCCUGUGGAAGAUGGCGGGGGGGACUUGAGGCUGACAGAAGGGUGGAGAUGGACCCUGUACUCUGGGAAGGUCCGAGAAUGGACACCCAGGGACACAGAGACUCAAACUCAGAAGCCAGCCCCUCCAGAGUCUGCUGAGAAGCAUCUGGGGCCUCUUGAUGCAGAGGCUGGAGAAGGGGAGGCUGAAAAGGAGAAGGCAGGAGCUCAAGGCAGGUCUCUGAGCACCCUGCAGAACUGCUGUUCUGUGCCCUGCCCCCUCCCACCAGAGGACGCUGGGACUGGAGGCUCUAGACAGCAGGAAGAGGAAGCUGGGGAACUCCGGCCCCCACCCGCAGCCCCUCUGUCUCCACCCCCAACCCCACCUGCCCCCCAGUUCCCUGGGGAUCCCCUCAUGAGCCGGCUGUUCUAUGGGGUGAAGGCAGGGCCAGGGGUAGGGCCCCCCCGCCGCAGUGGACACACCUUCACAGUCAACCCAAGGCGGUCUGUCCCCGCUGCAGCCCCUGCCACUCCAGGCACCACUGAUGCUGCGGUCCCUGGUGCUGGGAAGAAGCGGUACCCAACUGCUGAGGAAAUCUCGGUUCUUGGGGGCUACCUCCGCCUCAGCCGCAGCUGCCUUGUCAAGGGGUCCCCUGAAAGGCACCACAAACAGCUCAAGAUAUCCUUCAGCGAGACAGCCCUAGAGACCACGUACCAAUACCCCUCCGAGAGCUCAGUACUGGAGGAGCUGGGCCCGGAUCCCGAGACCCUCGAUGCUCCCACCGCCCCAGCGGCCCAGCCUGACGAAGAUGAGGAGGAGGAGGAGCUGCAGCCGGAGCUCCGGGGUGGGCUGCGCCACAAGGCGCUGAUAGUAGAUGAGUCCUGCCGAAGGUGACCCUCUUCCAACACAGGGACAUACCAACCUUCUUCUCAGAACUAAAGAUCCUGAAUUCCAGAAGAUUCAGAGCAGAUAACCCUGAAAAUGAACCUGGCAGGGAAGGGCAACCACCAUCUUCCAACUUGCUUUCCUCAUCCUGUUUUUGGAGACAGAGCCCAAAUUCCACCCUCACCCAAAAUCCCCAGUGUGAAUGCAUCAGGCAUGCUCGUGCACCCUGGGUGACCCAAGUCCCGAGGGAAGAGGACAGAGCUCACGGGGGGUGGAGGUGGAGAACCUUGCUCUUCCCUCAGCCCCUGUUGGGCUCUCAGGAUUUAAGCACUCAUCUCCCUGGGAGGCUGGCCCUCAGUCCUUUCAUAGGCAUGUGUUUCUCCUGUUCCUUAGGUCACUGUCCCUUUGUUUAUAGCUCCUGCCUCCUCUCUUGAUCACAGCCUGGUUUACAAACAUCCCCAGCUCCCAUCGCACCCCCCAAAGUCCCAGGUUUAUAAGUCACACCUAUGUUCCAUGUCCAUGUGAAAUCCUCUUGUCUUCCAGCACCCCCUCAAGUCAUCUCACUGGGAAUGAUCUGUAGGUGUGGCUUCCUCCAUCUUUGCUCGUGUAACUAGGCCUCAGUUUUCCCCAAGAGAAAAGUCAAGGAAUCUUAACUCCAUAACCCUAUCUGGUGAUUUAAGUGGUUCACAAAUGAAUUAAAUUGCAAAGGUAUAGAGUGACUAAUGAAGUACCUCAACUCUCUUCCCCUAUUUCUCCUUUCUUAUCAAUUGCCUGUUUUAGGAAAAAAAGAUAAAAACAACUUUUCAUAAUAAAGUGGAGUUCUUUCCAA
Molecule: messenger RNA, 2796 nt
Organism: Phyllostomus hastatus (greater spear-nosed bat)
Lineage: Eukaryota; Metazoa; Chordata; Mammalia; Chiroptera; Phyllostomidae
Gene: PPP1R18
Product: protein phosphatase 1 regulatory subunit 18
Exons: 4
Coding region: 45-1976 (643 amino acids)
Molecular function (GO): phosphatase binding
Source: RefSeq, a predicted model, not a curated record